CACGAGUAUUCUAAAACAUGAAACUCCUUGCCAUUUUGGUGAUUUGCACAGUGUGCGCUCUUGGCUUUGCUGAAGACGACGAAGAAACUUAUGCUUUGAAAUACCUGAACCAGUAUCACUAUCUUGCGCAAACUCGCUCCGGAAACCAUGACGUCAGUACUGCUAUCAGAAACUUUCAGAGAUUUGCUGGUCUUGAGGUAACUGGACAAAUUGACGCUCCAACCAUUGCUCAGAUGAAAAAGCCUCGCUGUGGUAUGCCAGAUAUGGAUGAUGUGAGAAUCCGUCGAUACAAGACAGCCACACCRUGGUCAAAGAAGGAGUUGUAUUACUACAUUGAGUAUGGUCGUGACUUAYCGACGAGAACACAAGACGUAGUUUUCUACUAUGCACUUAAAUACUGGGCCGAYGUCUCUGGGUUAUCGUUCAGACAGGUUGGCCGUGCUGAACAUGCUGAUAUCAAAAUAAGUUUUGGAUCAAAAACACACCAUGGUACAUCCAGCGAGAGGACCUGCGGRUACCCAUUCGAUGGUCCAGGAAAGGUCCUGGCGCACGCUUUUUUCCCAGAAGAUGGUCGCGCGCAUUUUGACGAGGACGAGACAUUCACCCACAAUACCUCAGAAGGAACUAAUCUCCUGUGGGUUGCUACUCAUGAGUUUGGYCACGCCUUAGGACUCCAUCAUACUGACGUGAAAGGUGCUAUCAUGUAUCCUUACUACACYGGGUAUGUUGCAAACAUGAAGCUMCAUAGAGAUGACAUCAAUGGCAUCCGGGCACUUUAUGGCCGCUAGAGAUGAGAAGAUACAACAGAAAAAGAAACAGGAUUAUUUAGCAUUGCGUCGAUAGUAUUACUGAGUUCUGAAACUCUACAUGUAGUCUUAUCCGUUUGGUAAAUUCAUUUAUAUUUCAAAUUGGAUGAAAAAUAAAAAUGUCUUUACUUAAAAUA
Molecule: messenger RNA, 943 nt
Organism: Exaiptasia diaphana
Lineage: Eukaryota; Metazoa; Cnidaria; Anthozoa; Actiniaria; Aiptasiidae
Product: matrix metalloproteinase-19
Biological process (GO): extracellular matrix organization; proteolysis; collagen catabolic process
Cellular component (GO): extracellular matrix
Molecular function (GO): metalloendopeptidase activity; zinc ion binding
Source: RefSeq, a predicted model, not a curated record